CUGUCCGGGCCUCCGGCCCCGGGGCUAUGAGCCGCGAGCGCGCGAGCCCGAGCCCGCGCCGCAGCUAGAGGCCGCCGGGCGGGCGGGCAGGCAGGCGGGCGGCCGAGGAGGGAGCCGCGCGCGGCCCAGGCAGUCGUCUUCAGCAGUAUUGUCUGUCACUAAGCUAGAAGCAAACACAGGCGUGGAGGAUGAGUGAGCUGGAGCAGUUACGGCAGGAAGCGGAACAGCUGCGGGGUCAGAUCAAGGAUGCUAGGAAAGCAUGUGGUGACACAACACUCAGUCAGAUGACAACAAGUCUGGAUUCUGUAGGAAGAAUCCAGAUGCGAACAAGACGUACCCUGCGAGGUCACUUAGCUAAGAUUUAUGCCAUGCACUGGGGAUAUGAUUCAAGGCUCCUAGUCAGUGCUUCCCAAGAUGGAAAACUAAUCAUUUGGGAUAGCUAUACAACAAAUAAGAUGCAUGCCAUUCCUUUGAGAUCCUCCUGGGUGAUGACCUGUGCUUAUGCUCCUUCUGGUAAUUAUGUUGCUUGUGGUGGUUUGGACAACAUCUGUUCCAUUUACAACCUGAAAACUAGGGAAGGCAAUGUGAGAGUGAGCCGGGAGUUACCAGGCCAUACAGGCUACUUGUCCUGCUGCCGUUUCUUAGAUGACAACCAAAUUGUUACAAGUUCAGGAGAUACAACCUGUGCUUUAUGGGACAUUGAAACUGGCCAGCAGACCACCACAUUUACUGGACAUACUGGAGAUGUGAUGAGUCUCUCUCUAAGUCCUGACAUGAAAACUUUGGUUUCUGGUGCUUGUGAUGCCUCUUCUAAACUCUGGGAUAUCCGAGAUGGAAUGUGUAGGCAGUCUUUCAUUGGGCAUGUGUCAGAUAUUAAUGCUGUCUGUUUCUUUCCUAACGGGCACGCCUUUGCCACUGGCUCUGAUGAUGCCACUUGCCGGCUCUUUGACCUUCGUGCAGACCAAGAGUUGAUGAUGUAUUCUCAUGAUAAUAUCAUCUGUGGAAUCACUUCUGUCGCCUUCUCUAAAAGUGGCCGCCUCUUGCUAGCUGGUUAUGAUGACUUUAACUGUAAUGUAUGGGACACACUGAAAGGAGAACGUGCAGGUGUUCUUGCUGGCCAUGACAACCGUGUCAGCUGUUUAGGUGUUACUGAUGAUGGCAUGGCUGUAGCAACAGGAUCUUGGGACAGUUUUCUUAGAAUCUGGAAUUAACUGGGUUGUAAUAGGUUUUACAUUCUCCUUUGAGAUCUGGAGAGAUCAAUGCUGCAGCCUGUAGCUGUGAAAUAACAUUUCUACCUUGUAUUUGCAGGUGAAGUUUGUUUUUUUUUCCUAUUCGCUAUUACACACACACACACACACACACACACACACACACACACACACACACACACACACACACAAAGGCUUUCUGUAAACUAGAAAAUAAAUGAAGAAAGUGGAGGGGACCAGUGUAUAAAAUCAUGGUGACAUCAAAGUAAAUACAGACCCAGUUUUUUUUUGGGAAAUUUGGUUAGCUUGAUCUGAGGAGUUUCUGCUUGUGCUCAAAGUCUGCUAAUUCUAUAUUUUCCUGGUAUGGAACAGAAUGCACACACUAUUGCCGCCUCUCCUGUAACAUUUGUCUGUCUGUAAAAUGUUUGCGUUUUUUUAAAAGAACUACAUAUAUAUAUAUAUAUAUAUAUAUAUAUAGCUUUGCAUCUUUCUGAAAUGUCAUAUUUCUGAGUCUUUUGGAGGAUGAAUCAAACGAUAGCUUUGAAGAAGCUCAGCUCUUUUGUGAAAUUGCUCUGUGUGGGAAGUGAGGCCAUGUCUUUUGAUGUAUGGGCACCAUGGAAGGCUGACCUUUUAUCUUGUCAGAUGGGCCCCCGUGAUUCCAUUCUAGUACCUAGAGCCUUACUUCUUUAUCCCCUUCCUCUUCAACAUCGAGGAUACCAUUUUUCCCCUUGUGGUUUCUGGUGCAUCCUUUAACACCAGUGGACAUUCUUCCCCAGAAUUAAGUGCCCACAUUCAUUUGGGACAGAUGAAUUCUGUAGAAUCCUAGAAGUGUUCUCUACGCUUGCCAGAUAGCCAUUUUCUUUUCUAGGACUAUACAGAAAAUUUUAGAAUUGACUCUGUUCAAAACAGUAGGUAGUAGACAAAUGGCCAACAUUCUUUGUACAUUCUUCAAAGCUAAUUAUAAUACAAUGACACUAUGAGUGACAUGUCCCACUGUGAAGUUAGCCAAUUGAAUUUUAUUAUACUGUGUUUUGAGGAUAUUUAGAUAAUUUCAGGUUGGAUUUUUUUCUUAUUGGUUCUUUGCCUCAGAAAUUAAGAAUGGUUUUUCCUGCAAAUCUGAGGAUAUUUCCCAGUAUUUCACCUGAGUAUAUAUGCCUGUUUUAUGUAUAGUUAGUGUACUAAGAUGGGUAGCACUGUUUUGAAUGAAGAAUAUUAUCCCUAUGGGUCAGUAACCUUAUUUAAAUCCUUAAGUAAACCAUGUUUCUACAAAUUUUAUGACCUCUUAAUUUAAAAUUUAGCUUUGUGAAAAUGGCCUGUGCCUUCACAUUUUAGUAGAUACCCGUGGUCUGUUAAAUUGAAUCAAUCACUUAUUUUGUUUGAAUAUUCCCUCUAGUGCCAAGUGUACAUUUCUUAAACUAUUUUGCUAAUAAAAGACUGCAUCUAAGCCAAGAGAUCUAACCAAUCUCAGCAGUCUUAAGUAUACUCAUGCUAAAUUUCCUUACCAGAGUGAUUUUAUAUUAGUAGCAUUGGAUGUGCCACAAAAACUGGGCUGUAAGGACCAGUAGUCUUUGACAAAAAUGUGCUAUCUUGUAUUCCCCUGAAAGUCAUUUAAUUGGUCACGUUGCAUUAUAUGUAGGGAAAUACCCUGUUGUUUUUGAGAACAUAAGGGCCUGAGAUUCUAUAAAUAUGCUUAGACCACAGAUUAUUGCUGAGACCAACAUGAAAUUGUGAUCACUUGUCACUCCUAAUGUCAGCACUUCCAAAUUGUGCCUGUGAGUCUGUCUUGUUUACAAAUAAUAAAGUGUGCCAACCACGAUGAAUUCAGUAUCAGUUCUAUAUCAUGUGCUAGAAAGAGAAUACACUUAAGGCCAAUUAAAGAGAUAUAGGACCAAAAUUAGUAUAUACUGUAUAGAUUACAGGAACUCCUACAUUUUUAUUUUUCUGUGAUGACUUUUAUGAAUGGUGUGCUGUACUAAUUAUGUAAUGUCUGUGUAUCUUCAUAAAGAGCAGCUCUUUGAGAUCAGGCAGAAUAUGUAUUUUAAAGGUACAUACGGUAAAUACUCUGGAAAAAAGUAAUUUGGCUCCAGAUCAUUAUGAAAUAAAUGAGAGAAGUGCUCACCAACAAUUCUGCAUGCCAAUAGCCAGUCUUUGGCACUUGGACAAGCCACAAGUGUUAUAAAGUCACCAACAGAUUUUUUUUCUUAAAAUGCUUACUUUAGGGGCAGCUAGGUGGCGCAGUGGAUAGAGCACCGGCCCUGGAGUCAGGAGUUCCUGAGUUCAAAUCCGGCCUCAGACACUUAACACUUAACUAGCUGUGUGACCCUGGGCAAGUCACUUAACCCUAAUUGCCUCACUAAAAAAAAAAAAUAAAUAAAAAUAAAAUGCUUACUUUAAUAUUUAAGUAGAAUAAACCUGAUGAUUUGUGUGAUUAACAAAUAUUUGAAAAGUUUAUGCAUAUAAUUGAUGUAAAAAAAUCAUCUUUGUGCUGUGUUGAGUGACUACCAGUUAGUUGUGUCUGAGGCUGUUUCAGACAGUUGCCCACCACUUAUUUCUGUUGUUAGUAUUCCUAAAAGCAGGAAGGUACACACAUGGGUUUUGAACUCUACUUGUUGUAGAUUUAAAUGUCAAAAUCAAAAACCAAUGCCAAAUUCCACAAAUCAAAAAUAUUGAUGCCUCUUAGAAAUAAAAUUUUCCCCUAAUCCUAAAAUGUAUUCAGCCGCUUUUUACUGUACCUUAUCAAUGAUUGACAUUUGAGCAUAGUGCACUUUAUAAUACUUUUGGCAUAAUAAGAUUCCUAAAACUCUUUUUAAAGAAGUUGCCUUUGUUUCUCUUCAUCUCCAAGAGAUUUCAGUGGAGCUGUUUAGCAAAGGGCUCAGGUGCCCUGGCCUGGUAGUUUGUGUCAUAUGAAGAUAAAUUUGUCUACAGAAAUUCUCAGAACUGUUGGGUUAUGAUGAGCAGCCUGCAACAUCUGCUGCCUCCACAAGAGGUCUGCUCCAUCCAUGGUGACAGGAGGAACUAAAGAUGAUGUCAUUUACAUUAUUGGUAGUCAUGGAAUAUUGUGCCACAAAAUAAACUUGAUAUCUUUGUGAUGUUUGAAGGGAACCCUUUCUGCUUUUUGAUGAGUGGUUUCAAACAUUCUGUAUCCCCAAAAUUCAUUUUACAUGAAUUGGAAGGAAAUGGAUUGAGUCAUCCCCCAAGUGGGAUAAUGAACUUGUAAGCCUGAUUCUUUUAACUAUGAAGGGCUUCUUUCUAGAAUUUUCCUGACAUGUUUUAGAAGACUGAGUGGUAUGAAUGGUACAAGAGUAACAUCUGAAGCGUAUUUCUAACAUCCUGUUAAGAUAAAUAAAAUCAUGGAUUUAGCAAAGCCUUCUGUCAGUUUGGAUUAGCAAUGCUGUAUGAACUUAGCGGAUCCUACAAUACAUUAUAACCUUUAGAAUCAAUGUACCACUUGUCCCAUUGUGACAUCAUGUUUUAUGUUUAUGAGGAGCAUGAAAAACAUUCCAUAAUUAUUUUUCUCCCUUUGUUCAAAGGACAGUCGAUGCCACUAGAUUUUAGUGCUAUACUUUAAAAUAGAAUAGGUAUGAAUUAGUGAAAACAAAUGCAUUACCUGCUGUGUUCCAUAGCAGAAUGACUGAUUUUAAGAUCGCAUUUCAUGUAUAAAUUAAGCAAGCAUGGGCUGGUGGUGCACCUUGUAUUCCGUAAUCUGGCAUGCAUGCUGGUAAAAUUUCUUCCUACAUUUUGGAGGCACCACAGGCCUUUUUAUCCAGUUGCUGGUUAUGUAAAAUACAUGCAGAAUGUUAAUGCAGUGUUGUAAUGGUAAAAAUGUGUAAAGUGUUACUAAUCGAUAUAACUGAUAACAGAUUAAAUGUGCCUGACAAAAUCUUGUACCACACACAGUAUGUUAGGUUUUUGACUAAUAUGGACUUCAGUGGAAUAGUCUUUAGAUAUUUCAAGCCUUUGUUUUACUUACACAAUGGUGCUCUAUUCCGUGUUUUUCUCCUUUCAAAGAGGCAUUUGAACACUUGUACUACAUAUUACAUCCAAAGGAGUCCAAAUGUAAUUGGUUUUUAAAAACUUUUGUUUUGAAGUCACUGUAUAAUAGUCAAAUUUCCAAUAUAUUUCUUCUCAUCUUACUUAGAAUAUGUUUUACACACUCUGUGCUGACUUGGACUAGUCAGUAAUUAUUACAAAAGUUGAAUUGAUUCCACACUGCCUUUGGAGUGUGUCUGUAUCCAGAAAAAGUCUUAACAGCUUUAACUUAAGCUAAUAAAAACCAGAGACUUGUGCCGUGCAUUCUCCAAUAGUGCUUUUGCAUCAAUGACUUCCCUGUGAAAAUGGUCACUUGCUAUGAACUUCAGUUUAUAGCUUUUUCCAAUGGAUUUGAUCUUUGUAUUUGUACAGUGGCUCAGUGAAACAUGUUGCCAUGAGUUGAUAUCGUAACCAAUAAACAAGUGCUUUUAACCAGA
Dromiciops gliroides (monito del monte) is the source of this 5674-nucleotide messenger RNA. It is a transcript of the gene GNB4, whose product is annotated as G protein subunit beta 4. The transcript has 10 exons. The record is from RefSeq and is a predicted model, not a curated record. Gene Ontology annotation, molecular function: protein binding; signaling receptor complex adaptor activity. Lineage: Eukaryota; Metazoa; Chordata; Mammalia; Microbiotheria; Microbiotheriidae. Gene Ontology annotation, biological process: G protein-coupled receptor signaling pathway. Gene Ontology annotation, cellular component: heterotrimeric G-protein complex; cytoplasm. The coding region runs from base 189 to 1211 and encodes 340 amino acids.